GAGGCAACCUCUCGCCCCCAAACUAAAAAAAAAAACUUGUGCGUCCCUCGCUCGUCCGACACCUCCUUCCCCGUCUUCGUCCAAGCUAGGGUUUCCUCUGCUGACCCCCGGUCGUGCUUCCGGCCGCUACUUGCAUCUCUCCGCCCUCCAUUCUUUCCACUCCUCGAGCCUAUGUGAUAUGGCGAGCACAACAUGCUUCGUGAUCGUUAGUAAGAAUGAUAUCCCAAUCUAUGAUGCUGAAGUUGGAUCAGCUCCAAAAAAAGAAGAUCAGGCUUACCAGCAUCAGUUCAUUUUGCAUGCUGCAUUAGAUGUUGUUCAGGAUCUUGCAUGGGCUACAAGUGCGAUGUUUCUGAAGUCAGUAGAUAGAUUCAACGAUCUUGUGGUGUCUGUUUAUGUAACUGCUGGUCAUACUAGAUUUAUGUUGCUUCAUGAUUCACGGAGUGAAGAUGGUAUAAAGAGCUUCUUUCAGGAAGUUCACGAACUUUAUAUCAAGAUAUUCCUUAAUCCACUCUACUUACCUGGUUCUCGCAUCACAUCCUCCCAUUUCAAUACCAAAGUCAGGGCUCUUGCAAGGAAAUACCUGUAGCAGUGCAGCAUACACUCAGGUGGAAGACCUUGUGAGCUCCACAUAACAAAGUUUUUUGGUGACCCUCUCUUUGGUCUGCCUACUUCCGACUAUUCAAUGGCCAAAAUAGAUCCUGAAAAUGAGCUAGUACUGUGAUGCGCCAAAAUGCUGCUCAAUGGAGAGCUUUCUUUGCUUAUUUCUGAGGUAUUUCCCCCUAGCCUACUGUAUAUUGUGCGUGGCAAAUUUAUAGAAAGACCUUGGCCCCUGCCAGCGUUUCAGCUUUCUGUUUAUCUCCUUACUCCUGUCCUGUGCUGUUGUGUAAGAUACUGGUGUCCUGUGAAAUUUACCUUGCACAUCGAUACUGCACCAUUAUAUCUGUAGCCAUGCCAGUGAAAGGAGCUGGUGCCGCAGUAUCAUCACGAGCUAUUGUAUGAAGCAUGGAACCAUAUGCAGGGGCAUUAAUAUUACAGGACACUGCAAUUGGUCAGUUGGUAGUAGUACUGUAGCUCCACUGAAAGGGUUGCUGCAGACAAGUCUUUGCUCAUCAGAUGAAUUCUAUUCAUGACUUGGGAUUGUACAAGGAACUAAGGAAGAGCUGUCACUUGGCUGGAAACCGCGAACUGUGGUCACCUUUUUUUUCUUUGCAGAUUUGAUUUUUUGUUUCGUGAAGACAAGAUUUUGGCCAGCAGUUAUUUAAUGCAAACGGGUUUAUGUGCCAUAAAAAUUUAUGUCAUCAUAUUUGUUUAUCGAAAGUACUUUCCGGUGA
Molecule: messenger RNA, 1331 nt
Organism: Hordeum vulgare subsp. vulgare (domesticated barley)
Lineage: Eukaryota; Viridiplantae; Streptophyta; Magnoliopsida; Poales; Poaceae
Product: trafficking protein particle complex subunit 2-like
Exons: 6
Coding region: 179-586 (135 amino acids)
Biological process (GO): endoplasmic reticulum to Golgi vesicle-mediated transport
Cellular component (GO): nucleus; TRAPP complex; cytoplasm
Source: RefSeq, a predicted model, not a curated record